Messenger RNA from Nyctereutes procyonoides (raccoon dog), 2736 nucleotides. RefSeq names its product peptidase domain containing associated with muscle regeneration 1 (gene PAMR1). Gene Ontology annotation, molecular function: serine-type endopeptidase activity; calcium ion binding. The coding region runs from base 26 to 2191 and encodes 721 amino acids. The record is from RefSeq and is a predicted model, not a curated record. Gene Ontology annotation, biological process: proteolysis. The transcript has 11 exons. NCBI's taxonomy places the organism in Eukaryota, Metazoa, Chordata, Mammalia, Carnivora, Canidae.
CCCCCCCCGUCGCGCCCCCACCGCGAUGAUGGAGCUGGGCUGCUGGACGCAGCUGGGGCUCGCUUUCCUGCAGCUCCUCCUCAUCUCGUCCUUGCCCAGAGAGUACACGGUCAUUAAUGAAGCCUGUCCUGGGGCCGAGUGGAAUAUCAUGUGCCGGGAGUGCUGUGAAUACGAUCAGAUUGAAUGUGUCUGCCCUGGAAAGAAGGAAGUGGUGGGUUACACCAUCCCGUGCUGCAGGAAUGAGGAGAAUGAGUGUGACUCCUGCCUCAUUCACCCAGGUUGUACCAUCUUUGAAAACUGCAAGACCUGCCGGAACGGCUCAUGGGGAGGCACCCUGGAUGACUUCUACGUGAAGGGGGUCUACUGCGCAGAGUGCCGGGCGGGCUGGUACGGAGGAGACUGCAUGCGAUGUGGCCAGGUUCUGCGGGCCUCAAAGGGUCAGAUUUUGUUGGAGAGCUACCCCCUAAACGCUCACUGCGAAUGGACCAUUCAUGCCAAACCUGGGUUCAUCAUCCAGCUAAGGUUUGUCAUGUUGAGCCUGGAGUUUGACUACAUGUGCCAGUAUGACUAUGUUGAGGUCCGUGACGGGGACAGUAGCAACGGCCAGAUCAUCAAACGUUUCUGUGGCAAUGAGCGGCCAGCUCCCAUCCGGAGCACAGACUCUUCACUCCACAUCCUCUUCCAUUCAGAUGGCUCCAAGAAUUUCGAUGGCUUCCAUGCCAUAUUUGAGGAGAUCACAGCAUGUUCCUCUUCUCCCUGUUUCCAUGAUGGCACUUGCCUCCUUGACAAAACUGGAUCCUACAAAUGUGCCUGCCUGGCAGGCUACACUGGGCAGCACUGUGAAAAUCUCCUUGAAGAAAGUAACUGCUCAGACCCUGGGGGCCCAGUCAAUGGGUACAAGAAGAUAACCGGAGGCCCUGGGCUUAUCAAUGGGCGCCAUGCGAAAAUUGGCACCAUUGUGACCUUCUUUUGUAAUAACUCAUACGUUCUUAGUGGCAAUGAGAAGAGAACUUGCCAGCAGAAUGGAGAGUGGUCGGGGAAACAGCCUAUUUGCAUAAAAGCCUGCCGAGAACCAAAGGUCUCAGACCUGGUGAGACGCAGAGUCCUUCCCAUGCAGGUUCAAUCAAGGGAGACACCGUUACACCAGCUCUACUCGGCCCCCUUCAACAAACAGAAGCUGCAGGGCGCCCCCACCAAGAAGCCGGCCCUUCCCUUUGGAGACCUGCCCCCUGGGUUCCAACACCUGCACACCCAGCUCCAGUACGAGUGCAUCUCGCCUUUCUACCGCCGCCUGGGCAGCAGCCGCAGGACGUGCCUGAGGACCGGGAAGUGGAGUGGACGUGCCCCGUCCUGCGUUCCUAUCUGCGGGAAAACAGAGAACGUCACCACUCCAAAGAGCCAGGGGCUGCGCUGGCCGUGGCAGGCGGCCAUCUACCGGAGGGCCAGCGGGGAGCACGGUGGCAGCGUGCGCAAGAACGCGUGGCUCCUGGUCUGCAGUGGCGCCCUGGUGAACGAGCGCACCGUGGUGGCGGCUGCCCACUGCGUAACUGACCUGGAGAAGGUCACCAUGAUCAAGACAGCAGACCUCAAAGUGGUCCUGGGGAAGUUCUACCGCGAUGAUGACCGAGAUGAGAAGACCGUCCAGAGCUUGCGGAUUUCGGCCAUCAUCCUGCACCCCAACUACGACCCCAUCCUGCUGGACACGGACCUCGCCAUCCUGAAGCUGCUGGACAAGGCUCGCGUCAGCACCCGCGUCCAGCCGAUCUGCCUGGCGGCCCCGCGGGACCUGAGCACCUCCUUCCAGGAGGCCCGCAUCACCGUGGCCGGCUGGAAUGUUCUGGCAGAUGCGAGAAGCCCCGGCUUCAAGAACGACACGCUGCGCUCAGGGGUGGUCAGGGUGGUGGACUCGCUGCUGUGCGAGGAGCAGCACGAAGAGCACGGCAUCCCCGUGAGCAUCACGGACAACAUGUUCUGUGCCAGCCGGGACCCUGCCGCCCCUUCGGAUAUCUGCAUGGCCCAGACGGGAGGCAUCGCCGCUGUGGCCUUUCCGGGACGGGCAUCCCCUGAGCCACGCUGGCACCUGGUGGGGCUGGUCAGCUGGAGCUAUGACAAAGCAUGCAGCCACAGCCUGUACACGGCCUUCAGCAAGGUCCUGCCUUUUAAAGACUGGAUCGAGAGAAACAUGAAGUGACCUCGGACCCCUGGAGACACUUCUCGCGCGUCCGUGGGUACAGGUGUCACAUGAGGCGGGGUGAGCCUGAAGUUCGGGUCCUCCUGUGACUUGGGCUGGGCCGGGGCUUCGGACUUCAGGAUCGAAACUCAGUGGAGAGUGCGUAGAGCUCACUUUCUGGUAGGGCCCUGCCUCCCUGGCUGCGGAGACCAUUUGGAAGACUCCAGGGCUGCGUGCGAGAACGGAGUCUCCUCGAAGGAGACCAUGCAGAUAGCAGAGGCCCCGAUCCACCAGCCCAGUGGCCUGGCCCACCUGCCCUUCACUGGUGUGAACGUCAUGGCCAGCUCUGGCCGAGAGGGUUGGCCAAGAAGAGCGAUUCAUGAGGUCUCUUCCAAGACUCUGGUCAGACAAAGUUCCUGAGAGCCGCCUGUGGGACAGAGCAAGGCAGCAGAGCUUGGAUGUGGCCUUGGCUUUUGGUGUCUCUGGCCACAGUAAAGUGGGGUCCUUUUCUUUCUCCAUCCCCCAUACGUAUUUUAAUAAAACAGGGGUUGGCUUCUGACCUACAG